UAGUUACAUUCUCUGAUGACCUCUGACCCUUCUCUGCAUUUCCCCUACAGAAUUAAUGUAUAUUUGGGAGGCCUGGACCCGUUUUAUUUCCACGCGGUGAACGUGGUCUUCCACUGCGCGGUCAGCUCUCUGCUCUGUUACGUCUGCAGCACGGCUGUGUUUGAAGACAAGUGGCAGGCGUUGGCCACCGCCUUGCUGUUUGCCGUACACCCCAUUCACACGGAGGCGGUUGCAGGCAUUGUAGGAAGAGCAGACGUGCUAUCCUGCUUCUUAUUCCUCCUCACCUUCCUCUUCUAUAUAAGGAGCGUGGAGGUGAACCCAGCCCCCGAUAGUUUCCCCGGCACCUCCUCUCCCCUCCUCCUGCUGCUCAGCCUGCUCCUGGGGACCUGCGCAAUGCUGGUGAAGGAGACGGGGGUCACCGUGUUUGGGGUCUGCCUGGUGUACGAUUUCCAGAUCCUGUGUCUAAUGAGAUAUAAAAGGUCCUCCUCUUCCCACCACCCUAUGAACAUCUGGAAUGCGGCCGGUCCCUUCCUGAAGAGAGCCGUCCUGGUUUCCUGCCAUGUGACGGUGGUUUUGUGUUUCCGUGUCUGUAUCAUGGGAGGAUCGAUGCCAUUGUUCUCAGAGCAGGACAACCCGGCCUCCUUCUCACCUUACCUCCUCACCAGGUUCCUGACUUUCUCCUACCUGCUGGCGUUCAACGCCUGGCUGCUGCUCGCCCCCGUCACGCUGUGCUACGACUGGCAGGUGGGCAGCAUACCCCUCAUCCACUCCAUCUGGGACAGCCGGAAUGUGCAGACUCUCCUCCUGCUGGCGGUACUCCUAUCUCUGGGGCUGCACUGCCUGGCUGCACGCAAGAGGACGGGACAUCGAGAGACAGUGGUGGGGCUUCUCUUCCUGACCUUUCCCUUCAUACCAGCCAGUAACCUUUUCUUCAGAGUGGGCUUUGUGGUGGCGGAACGCGUCCUCUACAUGCCCAGUAUGGGAUUCUGCAUCCUGUGUGUGCACGGGCUGAAAGGUCUGUACACCCGCGUCGGUCCUCGGGGGUCUUCUGCCGUCACCCUCUGCUUCCUGCUCCUCCUUCUCCUGUUCUCCUGGAAAUCCGUGUCCCAGAGCGAGUGCUGGAGGUCACGGGAAUCGCUCUUCAGAUCGGGGGUCCAGACUUUGCCGCACAACGCAAAAGUGCACUAUAAUUACGCCAACUUCCUCAAGGACCAGAAUCGGAAGGAGGAGGCGAUAAACCACUACACCACCGUGCUAAGAUUGUACCCGCAACACUCCAGCGCCCUCAACAACCUUGGCACCUUAACCACCAAUGCUACGGCAGCGGAGGAAUUUUACCGCAAGGCCUUGGCGAUAAGCCCACAGCAUAGCCGGGCACUUUUCAAUCUUGGCAACUUGCUCAGGACUCGUGGCCAGAACGAAGAGGCGGAGCUUGUACUAAGGGAAUCGCUCCUUCACGGGCCUUAUUUUGCAGACGCGUAUUCAAGUCUUGGGUCAUUGUUGGCUGAUCAGAAGCGACAUCUAGAGGCAGAAGAGGUCUAUCUGACAGGCGUGACCAACUGCCCCGAGAGUCCAGACCUGCAGAAUAAUUAUGGGGUGUUCCUGGUGGAUGUGGGAGCUCCCAGGAAAGCUGUGUCCCAUUAUCUUCUUGCUCUUCGGCUGCGCCCUGAUCACCACGUGGCGAUGCUGAACCUCGGACGUCUGUACCGUUCUCUCAACCAGAACGCAGAGGCCGAGAUGUGGUACAAAAAGGCCCUGCAGAUAUCCCAGGAUAUUGAUGUCAUCACCCCUCUUGGAGCUCUAUAUUACAACACGGAGAAAUACGACGAGGCCUUGCGCCUGUACACGGAGGCGUCGGCGCUGCACCCGGGGAGCGUUCAGAUACGCCUGUCACUGGCACAAGUCCAGACUGUGAUGGGUCGCACGGAGGAGGCGGUGGCUCUCGCUCGUCAGAUUGCAGAUGACGUCCCUGACUGCAUUGAGUGUUUCCGCUUCCUGUCAGCCAUCUACAGCAAGCAGGAGGCCUAUUCCAAGGCUCUAGAAAUGAUUGACAUCGCUCUGCAGAUGAAGCCGAAUGAUCCUAACAUUAUAUCUGAGCUUUAUUUCACAAAAGGCAACCAACUGCGGGAGCUGAACCAGCUGGACGAGGCCUUCCAGAGUUACAGUCGCGUGGCUGAUCUGAGUCCAAAGCAAGCCCAGGCCUGGAUGAACAUGGGCGGCAUCAGACAUAUUCAGGGGGAUUACAUUGCCGCCCGCACCUAUUACAAGAAAGCAGCCGCAUUGGAUCCCGACAGCAGAUUACUGAAGGAAAACCUGGCUAAACUUCAGCGCUUGGAAAAUAAAUUGCAAGGAUCAAAGGAAAGAAAUACAGGUGCACCAAACGAUCAACGUGGAUCCGGCGAGAGACCCGAAAGAGGAGCAGAAACGUCUAGAGAGGACGACAAAUCUGCCAGAAAACAAUGAACAUAUGCUUUAAAUUACCAGAGGGGCAACGAUGAGGGAGAAGGAGGAAAUACUGUGGUGGUCGCCAGGUAACUGCCAGCUUGUGCGCAAGAAACCGGCUUUGGAGGCCUCAUGUAACAGGUCACAGCGGACACCAAGUGAUCUAUCGUGUGUUUGGACUCCAGGACCUGGUCAUGGCACUACAUCAUAUUGUGUCUCUGCCACUAAGCCCACGCUGUUUUACACUAUGUACCCACUGGCGGUAAAACUGUGUUUACAUACAUCAAGACAAACGCAACUAAAAAGGAACAUUUAACGCGUGUAACUUGGUGGCGUUUUCCUUUGAACGCGCCUUGUUCCAUCCCAUUGCAUCAAAUAUCCGUCAUAACUUUAAGAAAAUGUGCUUGUCCCGGUGGAAGCGCAUUGAAAAUGUGUCAAGACGUGGUUAAGAAGCGUUUCCACAUGUGUCUGAUGUGAACCAAAUAUCCGCCGCCUGAUUUGGCAUAGACGCAGGUCUAAUUGCAUGGGCUGAAAUAUAAUUUCUUUUAUUAAGGGAAUAUAAAUCAGUGGAACGUCUUUUACACCACCCGGGCACAUUUCAUAUGGGAUAGCACAGUUCUAGGCCGUGUAAUCAAGAGGAUACAAUUAAAGAAACAUGUUGGAUGCGAAACGCGUAAUAUCUCUGGAUGUGUACAGUGAUGCAUGUAAGAAUACAUGUUAUGAAUGUAUUUCAUGUGUGAAAUGUGUUGUGUCUUUAAAAAAAAAAUGCAGUGAAACGUUUUGCAUGUGGUUAAAAAUGAUGCGAACAAAUGGGUGAAACGGACGAAACGCGUUUCACAUUUUAUACAUUAAUGAUUGAUUACAAAGAUAUCAAAUGCCCAAAUAAUUUUCAAAGCACAGCUUCAAACCUUCAAGCGUAAUAAUCUUAUCAUAAGUUAUUAAAUGUAAUAUAUAUAUUGUAUCACGAUAUACAAAGUUUUCUAGAUUAUCCUCCAAAUAUUUUUUUACAGUGACAUAACUAUAUAUUUAAAGAGAUAUAUACAUCAUAGCCAUAUCAAGUCAGAUAUAUUUUCCCAGAUUAAGGCAUUAUACAAUAAUGAUCUGCAAGGCUAAAGCCCGUAUAGAUAAUUUUAGCACAAAUACAUCUGGCUGUCUAGUAAUGCAGCAAAUACUAAGCUCAGCCGGGUAUAUAGAAAAAUAUUAUCGCGCUGGUGUUACACUAUUUAUUUGAGAAGGCCUUGGGGGGGGGGGGGGGUUUAGGCGUCCGGAGGGGCAAGAGCCUGACGUACUUAGAAAUUCUCAGUGUUCAGUAUGGAAUUGUCCAGGGCAGGAAAAUGUCUUUUUUUGUAUCCUGAAGAAUAAAUCUUUGAGGGAAUUUGCCGUAAAACGUUGUUCUGUUGUCCCGUAUCUGUACACUAUGGCCGUGUCAUCUGGUGCAAUGUUAUACCAAAUAAAGUCAGACCUUUUAUUCUU
Molecule: messenger RNA, 3915 nt
Organism: Pseudophryne corroboree (corroboree frog)
Lineage: Eukaryota; Metazoa; Chordata; Amphibia; Anura; Myobatrachidae
Gene: TMTC1
Product: transmembrane O-mannosyltransferase targeting cadherins 1
Exons: 18
Coding region: 16-2463 (815 amino acids)
Biological process (GO): protein O-linked glycosylation via mannose
Molecular function (GO): mannosyltransferase activity; protein binding
Source: RefSeq, a predicted model, not a curated record